Tachysurus fulvidraco (yellow catfish) is the source of this 963-nucleotide messenger RNA. Its product is annotated as cytochrome c oxidase subunit 5A, mitochondrial. Gene Ontology annotation, cellular component: mitochondrial inner membrane. Gene Ontology annotation, biological process: mitochondrial electron transport, cytochrome c to oxygen. The record is from RefSeq and is a predicted model, not a curated record. The coding region runs from base 94 to 519 and encodes 141 amino acids. Lineage: Eukaryota; Metazoa; Chordata; Actinopteri; Siluriformes; Bagridae. The transcript has 5 exons.
CUGUCUUUUGCCGUAGCUAGCUACACGGUCGGCCUUCCCGUGCACACAUUCGCCCUGUAUUUCAGAGCCGCAGCGAGCUCGGUGUCCUGCAGCAUGUUCAGAUCCGCUCUCCGCCUCUCGCUCUCUACUGCUCGGAGCAUAACACAAGCCCGAUCACAGAAUAUAGCUCCUUUAGCUAGCCGCUGCUAUUCCCAUGGCAAGCAAGAGACAGAUGAGGAGUUUGAUGCCCGCUGGGUCACCUACUUCAACAAACCAGAUAUCGAUGCUUGGGAACUCAGAAAAGGUAUGAACACUUUAAUUGGCUAUGAUCUGGUACCUGAGCCCAAAAUUCUGGAAGCUGCGUUGAGAGCUUGUCGGCGAUUAAAUGACUUGGGCAGCGCCAUCCGUAUUCUUGAGGCAGUUAAGGACAAAGCAGGUCCAAACAAAGAUAUCUAUCCAUAUGUGAUCCAAGAGCUUCGUCCCACGCUUACUGAGCUGGGAAUUCCCACACCUGAGGAGCUUGGCAUUGACAAAGCAUAGACUUCUGCAGUUAUGAGUCUUUUGAGGGACAAUUGCCAUGGUCGGACUGAGUGGACCUCCUGUACUUGAAGUCUUUGCCACAUGUCGUGACAUUUGUGUUGUAUUUAAUUGGCCUGUAUAAUGUUCUUUUGCCUGUAAAAUAGUGGUGGAGCUAAUAAAGGGAGAUAUAUAUAUUUACUGAAUCAGCUCACUGUUGUUUCUGAAUUGUACAUGAAUUCACUGUAACAUUACAUACUGACAUACUGUGUGAGCUGAAUGAUCUUUGUGCAACUCAAGCACUUGUUUCAUUCUGGUAUGAAAAUAGAGGGCCACUAGGGGGCAGUGCACGAGCUUGUUUAGGAUUUUAUUGCCUUUUACAAUGCAUUGAAAUAAGGGAUUGUAUAGAAUACAGUUCCAGUGAAACAAAUUCUACCACUGUUUACUGCAAAUAAAUAUUAAACCAAG